Messenger RNA from Penicillium salamii, 2628 nucleotides. The record is from the annotation of a GenBank genome assembly. NCBI's taxonomy places the organism in Eukaryota, Fungi, Ascomycota, Eurotiomycetes, Eurotiales, Aspergillaceae.
AUGCCUGGUAUCUUGCCCAUGAAAGUGAUCAAGGUCGGCGGCACUGGUACGUCGAGCCGCAUCGCCCAAGCCUGUGACCGAUGCCGAAGCAAAAAGAUCCGCUGCGACGGGGUCCGACCUUGUUGUUCGCAAUGCGCCAACGUUGGCUUCGAGUGCCGUACGAGCGACAAACUGAGUCGCCGAGCAUUCCCUAGAGGAUAUACCGAAUCGUUAGAAGAGCGAGUCCGUAGUCUGGAGACUGAGGUCAAGGACUUGAAGGAUCUAUUGGACGAGAAGGACGAAAAGAUCGACGUUUUAUCCCGGAUACAUUCGUUUUCACCACCCUCACAACGAACCGCUUGUGCCCGGUCUCCCUCGGCCUCUGCGACGGCAAAAUCGAGCAGUUCGGAGUCAUCGGAGGGUGUUAUUCAUGUGGAGAGAUCCUCUAACCGGAAGUCCCGGCAAUCCCAGAACCCUUUUACCGGGUUCUCUAGCACCAAAGGCUUUGCAGAUGUGUUCAAUGAUAAGCUUGUCCGCGAAGGGAAAUCCGUGGCCAAAAUAUCCACCGAAGCACUCACCGCUUUGCCUCCCUCGGUAUCUCAGGGUGCACCGAACCAGGCUGUGAAAACGCCACCCCGCUUGGUGUCGGAUCAGCUGAUUAACAUCUUCUUUCAAGAAUGGGCGCCACUGUACCCCGUGGUACAUCGCCCGACUAUCUUGAAGGCCUAUGAGCAAUAUCUCAACAAUGCAGAGAGUCUACAGCGCAAUGUUCAUGUUAUGGCACAGUUAAAUCUGAUCUUUGGCAUUGCAGCUCUCUCUUCAAUGCCACGAACCAGUCAAGAUCCUACUUUCUUUGAACAAAAUUGGUCGGCUACUCUGGACUCCUUGUCAAGUGAAACAUCGAUUGCUAGUCUGCAGUGCUUUGUUCUUGGCCAAAUUUACUGCAUGACGAAGGGUGACUAUCGCACGUUACUCCGCUACCGUGCUCUUGGAGUUGAUGUCUGCCAUCAACUUGGACUCCAUGAAAAUGAGGAAAGCCCAGCCAAUCCUCUAGAGGACGAGACUCGCAAGAAGGUUUUCUGGUCUCAAUACGUGCUGGAUCGAUUCUGCUCCGCGUUCACUGGUUUGCCUGUCCUUCUACGCGAAGAGGAUAUCCAAGCCCAGUACCCGGUCGAUGUGGACGAUGAAAAUGUCACCGAGACUGGAUUCCUGCCUACUCUCCCUGGCGAGUCUACUCGCAUCUCUAGCGCCAUCGCUCUGUUUGGUGCUGCGAGAAUUUUGAACAAAGCUUUGGAAGGCCUAUAUCCCUCAAAGUCCUACUAUGAUGUUUAUAUCUCGAAGAUCCGCUCAGUAUCUGGACAACUAGAUGAUUGGCUUCACAAUCUGCCCGCUCAUCUUCGUCUCGAAUACAGUCAAGAUAAGCCAAGCACGAAUGUCACAAGCAGCCGAUCUCCGCUACUGUCCCUUGUCUACUAUCUCAUUCGCUCUUUGAUUCACCGCCCGGCCGUUUGCUUUGCCGACGACAGCCUUCGCUCUCCGUCGGUCUUGGCAUUGUCUGACUCUUCAAAGCAUAUGCUUCAGAUCCUUGACUUGCUGGAUGAGAGACGAUUGUGUCUUUCAUUCAGCAUCAACCGGAUGGAGCUGGUCUUCCUCUCCGGACUUGGACUCCUGUGGCAAACUUUAGGAGUCAAGCGCGACAGCAAGCUGGCAAAGGAAUCCCAGAAGCUACUUGGCGCCGCCAUGGUGCACCUUGGAGCGGAGUCAAGUGCUGCCGCUGCCGAGUUCGGCACACUGUCGAACACACUGGUUUCAUUACACACCGAAAGACGACCAUCUAUGGGCAAACAUCAGACAUCCCAGGAGAUGAUUGCGCCAGCGCAAAAGCCAAGCAAAUCGCCCAAGAAACAUGCGUCCGACCCACAAGCGCGGCUUGUCUCCUCUGUACGCGACCAGCAGCACCAACAAAUCCCAUCGCCUCAAUCCCGCCGGAACACUAUCUCCGGUGCCACUCCACCUCAUGUAGUCCAGUCUCUCCGGUCCCCCAGUUGGACCAGCUUACCCCCUUCUCAAUCCGAUCAGCUCCCCGGCCCGCCAUACCACUCUCCUCUUGAUCGAACCUCAGACCCCCGUCUAGCUGGCCAGAUGGGAUACGAACACCAUCGCUCCAUGUCCUGCUCUACCCCCUCUGACCCCGCUACCAGUGGCAUUACCAUGGCCGAUUGGGAAUAUGUACUAAGCGACAUGGACCGCGGCUACUCGAACAUCUUCACUGGAAUCUACGGCGGCAAGGAAUGCGGCGAGGACCCUGGUCCCUUUGCUUCCAUCACGGCAGAAUACAACCGCAAGCCCAACGACGCACCCUUGAACAUUCCUCAGCCCGAGCUGCACGACCUCUCACCGGAAGCCUGGUCUGCUAGCAGUGGCGACCUGGCCCCUCAACAAGGACACACCGCGCAGAGUGUCCUCAGUUACUCCAGUGAGAGCCUGGGAAGCGUGGAUGAUUCAUUGGCGCCCUAUGCCGACGCUCGUGUCCUUCCCGAGGAUAUCAAUACCCUGGAUCCGUUCCACGCUUUUGGUAUGCCCGAGGAGAAGAUCGAGGAGUCCGAUGAAUUUGGUCUAUAUGGCUGGGACCGACGGCUGGCCGUCUGA